Messenger RNA from Theobroma cacao (cacao), 852 nucleotides. RefSeq lists its product as uncharacterized. Gene Ontology annotation, molecular function: protein binding. Lineage: Eukaryota; Viridiplantae; Streptophyta; Magnoliopsida; Malvales; Malvaceae. The record is from RefSeq and is a predicted model, not a curated record.
UUGCAUAAUUUAAUGAGGCUUGACCUUGGGAACAACAGACUUACUGGCCAUAUACCUGGAGAAGUAGGAAUGUUGAGGUCUCUCAAUUAUAUUGAUAUUGCAGGAAACUACCUAACCGGUAAUAUUCCCGAAUCCAUAGGAAAUUUAAGCAAGCUGGAGCUCUUUUAUCUAUAUGACAAUAAGCUCUCUGGUUCUAUCCCGAGUGAAAUAGGACAACUUGGAUCUCUGAUCGUAUUGCAGUUGUUAGGUAAUUAUCUUACUGGCGUCAUCCCUCCUUCCAUAGGAAACUUGACCAAAUUAUCCAAUCUUCUUCUUAGUCAAAAUAUGUUGUCUGGUUCGAUACCUCGAGAAGUUGCAAUGCUUAAAUCUCUUUCUGUACUUGCACUCGCUGAGAAUAAUUUCUCUGGUUCUAUCCCGAGUGAAAUAGGACAACUUGAAUCUCUGUCCAUAUUGCAGUGGUCAGAUAAUUAUCUUACCGGUGUCAUCCCUGCUUCCAUAGGAAACUUGACCAAGUUAUCCAAGCUUGUUCUUAGUCAAAAUAAGUUAUCUGGGUCGAUUCCUCAAGAAGUUGGAAUGCUUAAAUCUCUCUCUGUACUCGUACUCGCUGGGAAUAAUUUCUCUGGUUCAAUUUAAAAUUAGACAUUAUCCCAGUGAUGGUGAUUUAAACAAGUGUAUGAAGAAUGAAGAAACAGAGACAAAAUGAAGAAGAUGAAUAUCUCGACUAAAACUCACCAAUUAAAUAAAGGCUGAAGCUCAAUACGCAGCAUUUUGUUAUGUUUUUAAAAUUCAGUUUUAGUUAGUUGAUGUUGAACAUUACUUUUCCUUUGUUAAUUGUAUACCUGUACAUCUAAA